Molecule: messenger RNA, 1280 nt
Organism: Calliphora vicina (urban bluebottle blowfly)
Lineage: Eukaryota; Metazoa; Arthropoda; Insecta; Diptera; Calliphoridae
Product: protein MEMO1
Exons: 7
Coding region: 109-993 (294 amino acids)
Source: RefSeq, a predicted model, not a curated record
AAAAUAUUUGUCAUUGUUUUACGAAAUAAGCAGAAAGUGCAGCAAGCCAAUACAAAGUUUAAGCAAAAUCUUAAAAAUACUUCAAAUAAAUCAAAAAUAUAUAAAGCAAUGUCUAGUAGAAAAGCAUCCCACUCUGGAAGUUGGUAUUCGGACUCAGCUUCGGAGCUUUCACGCCAGUUAGACAACUGGUUGGGUGCUGCCACACUCUCACAUGGUCCAGCUAGGGCAAUUAUUGCUCCUCAUGCAGGUUAUACAUAUUGUGGAGCAUGUGGUGCUUUUGCCUAUCGUCAAGUUAGUCCCGCUGUAGUAAAACGAAUUUUUAUUUUGGGUCCUUCACAUCAUGUACGUCUGCGAGGCUGUGCUUUAUCUAUUGCUAAAAAGUAUAAAACUCCACUUUAUGAUCUCAAAAUUGACACUGAUGUUAAUGCUGAACUUGAGAAGACUGGACACUUUUCAUGGAUGGAUAUGAAAACGGACGAAAAUGAGCAUAGCAUUGAAAUGCAUUUGCCCUAUAUAGCCAAAGUUAUGGAAGAUUUCAAAGAUCAUUUCACAAUUGUUCCCAUUCUGGUGGGAUCUUUAAAUCCCGAUCAAGAGGCUUUGUAUGGACGUUUAUUAGCCAAUUACUUUACGGAUCCACAAAACUUAUUUGUGAUAUCAUCAGAUUUCUGUCACUGGGGUCAUCGUUUCAAUUAUACCUAUUACGAUAGAUCUUGUGGUCCAAUCUAUAAAUCCAUUGAAAAGUUAGAUAAACAAGGCAUGGAUAUUGUAGAAACAUUGAAACCUGAAACAUUUACCGCUUAUUUGCGUGAGUUCAAUAAUACCAUAUGUGGCCGUCAUCCUAUUGGCGUCAUGCUUAGUGCAAUUAAAGUUCUCCAAGAACAAGGUUACAAUAUGAGCUUUAAAUUUUUAAAAUACGCUCAAAGUAGUCAGUGUAAGAAUAUGGAUGAUUCAAGUGUUAGUUAUGCAUCUGGCUCUUUAAUAUUUGAAUGUUGAAAAUAUUAAAUAUUUUGCUCUCAUCUAUACUUUUUCAAUUUGAUUUUUAAAUUUUUUUCGGACAGUCGAAAAACGAUCGAUUUCUACUACAAAAUAAAUUGAAUUUGUAGUUUUUUUUUAAAUAAAUUUUAUAAUUCCCAUUUUCAUUGCAAAAAUGUUUUUCAAUCAAAAUUUAAUAAUAAAAUUAGGUAUUAAUUAUUACCCAUAAAUAUCCCUCAAUAAUUUAAAAAAAUGUAAUAUUAAUAAUAAAUAAUUUGUUUUUAAAUAAAAAAAAAUAUUAAAAAUAA